AUGUCUCACAAUCACACCGAGUAUGACGAAUCGGCUUCGUCCUCUACUCAAAUGGUUGACAAAAGCUCAGCAUCAUCAUCACCUCGACAACCCGUGAAAACAGUCACCGUUUCCUCCACCACACGAGGACUCAUGAAAAGAACGCACACCAAAGUACAAUCCACAAGUUCCAUGCCCAUUCAAACACCUCAAGACUCUACCAAAUCACCUUCUCAUCAUGUAUUAUCCUCUUCAAUGCAUACGCUUGCUCAUCAUCAUUCUCUUUCCUCCCCAUCAAGUCCUUCCUCGUCCUUGCCCAAUAGCAAUCAUUUGUUGCUUUCAUCAUCUCCUUCCAAUGGACAAACCAUGAUGAUGAAACGACCUCAUAAUGUUCUCGUGACCCGACGAAAUACGUCCAAUCCCAACAACCACACUCACUCGGAACACACACCACCCACCACUCCAACAACAACAUCACCUUCGUUGGUGUUUGGAGCAUCGGGUUCAUCUUUACAAAAACACUCUCCUACCUCAUUGUCUUCAUCGGUUCAAUUCACGAAAAAGCAUUCAUCGUCCUCUUCAUCAUCAUCAACUUCUCCCUUCCAUGUAUCCUCUCCAUUGUUUUCCUCCUCAUCGUUGAAUGAUUCCAUGAUGAUGAUGCAUUCAUCAUCUCAUCAGCAUCAACAACGUUCAAAACCACUCUUCAGCUCUUAUCAUGACCAUUCAGAUGACGAUCAAAACCCACACGCUUCUUCCGAUGAGGAGAAGAGUGAUGAUGUGUCUUCAACCUCGCACUUUAGGAAAGACAAGAAAAAUUCUUAUCGUUCAGCCUCAACCCCUCACGACGGAGAGUUGUACGAAGGAGAUGUUUUAUUUAGGAAGAGCAGCGACGAUGAAGAAUACUCAUCCAGUGAGGAUCAUCAUCAUCAUGAGGAGUAUUUCAAUAAUAACAAUCCAAAAUCAUCAUCCUCCCAACAUCCACUCAAGAAUAAGGCUUCAUUUGAGCUAUUAAGGAGAACAGCAACGGUUACUCCUGAGAUCAUGGGAGGAAAUGCACCUCAUCAUCACGCCCAUGAUUCCAUCUCAAGAUAUUCAUCAACCCGUCCGUAUGCCUCUUCAAAAUUUGGAGCAGCAGUGCCGAGAGGCACAGCCUCAAGCUUGGCAGCAUCAUCAAUCAUGCCCUAUUCAUCCGUUGGGUCCAUACUCGAGGAUAGAGAUGAAGGGUUUGAAAGUGAUCCCGAAUCCAUCUCAGAUGAAGAUGACAUCUUUCUAGAGUCUAGCAUGCUCAACGACAAGCAAAAUUCACCCAUGUUGGUAUCCUCUCCUCGAGCUGGAGUGGAACUUGCAACAACGACAUCACUGUCCUCAAGUCCAACUCAAAAACAAUGGUCGACUCAGGUACCACCUCUAAAGCAUCCCAACGUCAAUAACGGCAGUGCAGAGCUGCUCACUUCACGAAAUCACACAAAAGGCAUGUAUUAUAGAAUGCUCACUGGAGCAGCUACAACACGAGAGAAAAACAGAAAAUUGGUGUCGAAUAAGAAUAUAUUUGGAUUACCCAUGACAUUUUCAAAACAACCAUCUGUCAAAAGUACUGUCGAGUAUAAGAGUGAAGAAUAUUUGAAAGAAAUGCUCGGGAAAAAGAAGGGUGCAACCACGCCAUCCUCCUCAUCAAAACAAGGAGCAAAAACACCUACUACAGCAGAAGAAUCGUCCUCAACUGACACGCUUGAGGACAUGCAAGACAAAUUGGUAAUGUUCCACAAAAUUCAAUACUCUGAAGGAGCACUUUCCACCACUCCUGGAAGAUCUUUCUUGGACGUUCCCAAAAAACCAGUCAGCACUGAUGCAAAAAAGGAAGACCCCAAGAAAAAGACCCUACAUCAAACAGAUUCGUCACCAGCAACACCUAGUCCAAGACAAAUCAACUUUAAUACCAAUGUUAAAAAAUAUUUCUAUAAGGUGAAUGCGGGAACUUGUGCUACUACUCCAUCUUCCGUUUCUUUAAACACAGAUAAUAUUGACAAGAAGCAGUUUGAAGUUGUGUAUUGGACAACCUAUAAGGAUUUAGCAGAAGAAGAAAAUAUCAUUGAUAGUUUCUUUGUUUCAAAUUUCAGCGCCAUGGAUUUAUUGUACAAACUCUUUUACAAUAAUUCAGCAGAUCCUAAACGAAAAAAAAAGCUGAAGGUGUUGUACAAUGCGCAGGUCAUUUCAGAACAACUUGACCAGUUGAAAGAUAUUUAUAAGCAAGUGACCAAGUUGCGAAUGUGUACACUUGUGAAACAAAGCGACAACAAAUUACGAACAAAUCAGUUAGCUCAUCAAGAAAAGCUUAAUGUUGUAGUUUCAGAAGAUGAUUCUUCUGAUGAGGACGAUGGAAUUGAAUUAGUCCUUAAUGAAAAGGGAGAAAUUGAUAUUUUCAGCAUGAAAAAUAUAAUUAAUAAUUUAGAUCUAGAAGUCAUUCAUGAAAUAAGCCACAUACCGAAAGACAAACAGAGAAAUAUCACGGUAAAUGCCGAGGUUGGUGUGGCUACAGAUACAUUCAAGUCAGAUUUUAUUACUUUAAAGGAUUUGGAAAGUGAGGAUCGUUUUGAUAUUUCUGCUAAAAUUAGCCAAGAUGCCAAAAUCGAGUUCUAUACCAUCCGUAACUGGCUGACCAAAAUUUUAGCAGCAGCAGUGAACAGAAAAAAGAAGAUAGUGAAAGACAACAUAUCUGUGGAGACAAUUAACACUACAGAUCUCAACAAGACGCCGCGUAUCGAUUCCACAGUGGCCUCUCCUGUGACAGCCACGCUCUUAAACAUGGCUGUUGAAAAGAACGAAGUUACAACAACUCUGACUGAUGAUAGCCAGAAUCUCAGCUCUGAUUAUGAUACAGACCCAGAUAGUUUGCAUAGAUGGCAGAGGAAGAGUGUUAUUCGAAAGGGACCUCUUGAAAAUGAUACUCCUAAAUUAGAAAUGUUGCCCACAGAAUUACUGGAUUAUAUGAUGUCUCUAUCUUGUUCAGCUUCGACUCUUUUUGAUACCCUAGAGGAAUGGGAAGUGCGUAUCCAUGCCUUAUUUGCCUUCUUAGAAACCCUCACUCUCCAAACACCCCAUCAACUUAACUGUAUAUUAAUAUUUUUAGGUGAUCUUAUCCUUUAUAAUCAAAGUUUGAUGAGUUCAGAAUUUAUACAUGAAUGUCUGAUUCCUUACUUAAACACAAUUUUGAAAAAGCCAGAAAGUAUUCCUUUUGUUGACCUGUUUUUGAAAAGAAUUACAGAGAGGUCACAACUGUUAUUUAUAAGAGACCAAGCUCAAAGAACCAUUAAUCUGGCUUUUGAUAAUUUCUCAUCCAAGUCAACACUGCCAGACUUUCUUACUAUUUCCAGUUUCCAACUAUCCAUACAACUCACACUUAUUGAAUUUGACUUGUUCACAAUGAUGGAACCUUACGAAUUCUACUGCAGCUACUGGUUGUCAAAGAACAGAUUUAAGGUAAAAACAAGAGAUCCAAGUCCUAAUCUGUCACUUUUCAUUCAAUGGUAUAAUACUGUGUCACUCUGGGUUACGGAAACAAUUCUUCAAUAUAAUGACAUCAAAGAGCGACACAAAGCACUGUGCAGGUUUAUCAGUUUAGCCUGGGGGUGUUUUUCAGUACGAAAUUAUAAUGGCUGUUUUGAAAUUAUUACUGGUCUAUAUUCAAACGAAGUUUAUCGGUUGAGUAAGACUUGGGCUAUGCUUAGCGAUGAAUAUUUGAAGAAGGCACAGACUCUCAUUGAUUUAACAAGCGUGGCAAAUAACUAUAGAAACUAUAGAGAAGAACUUAAAAAUUCCAAGAAACCUUGUAUUCCAAACUUGGCAGUUCAUCUCAAAGAUCUUGCUUCUGUCGAUGACAGCCAAGAAGAUGAAAGGAAAUUGUCAGAGGAAGAAAUGCGUCUCUUGGCUGAAAAUGAUCAAUUCUGUAAACAAGUGUUCAUUGGAAGAACGUUGGAUGAAGACAUUGAAUACAACUUUAGUAAGAGACGACUCCAAACAACCUUAAUAUGCCAAUUGCUGAAGUAUCAGAAAACUUCAUAUCCUUUCAAACCUAACGAAUCACUUAAACAUUACUUGUGGAUUUCUUUACUCAGAAUCAAUGAAGAUAUUCGCAGAGAAACAACAGAAAAGAAAAUUAGUAUUGAAAAAUACAUCCAAGAAAAGAAGAGGCAAUUCUUAGUGAGGAGCAAACAACUCGAACCAAAAUCGACAAGAUAA
Naegleria lovaniensis is the source of this 4215-nucleotide messenger RNA. RefSeq lists its product as uncharacterized. Gene Ontology annotation, cellular component: plasma membrane. Bases 1 to 4215 code for a protein of 1404 amino acids. The record is from RefSeq and is a predicted model, not a curated record. The transcript has 2 exons. Gene Ontology annotation, biological process: positive regulation of GTPase activity; Ras protein signal transduction. Lineage: Eukaryota; Heterolobosea; Eutetramitea; Acrasida; Naegleriidae. Gene Ontology annotation, molecular function: guanyl-nucleotide exchange factor activity.